Molecule: messenger RNA, 2087 nt
Organism: Alnus glutinosa
Lineage: Eukaryota; Viridiplantae; Streptophyta; Magnoliopsida; Fagales; Betulaceae
Product: wax ester synthase/diacylglycerol acyltransferase 11-like
Exons: 8
Coding region: 300-1823 (507 amino acids)
Biological process (GO): triglyceride biosynthetic process
Cellular component (GO): plasma membrane
Molecular function (GO): long-chain-alcohol O-fatty-acyltransferase activity; diacylglycerol O-acyltransferase activity
Source: RefSeq, a predicted model, not a curated record
CGACUGUGAGUCUGUGACGUGACGACCAACUCUCUCCCAACUCUCUCGCUUUAUUAAUUGCUUUUAAUCACAUUUUGAGGUCUGAUCAUGAUUUGCUCAUUCUAGGCUUUAAUUUUUAACAAUUGAUCAUGAUCGACAUGCAUUAAUGCAACCAAAGAUCGACGAUGCAUGGUCCUCGAUCUCCAAAUCUCUCGAUCGAGCUUUUUCUAAUCAAAUAUGGAAGUGAUAUAUAUGCUGGUACAGGAUGCUUAUGGUGCUCUUAAAGAUACCUGAUUUCAAAAGUGUCGAGAAAGCAAGCUAUGAAGCCUAUCAGAACCAAGACAGCAAACGAAGAAGACGGUGAAGAUCACCACCAUCUUAAAAAACAUGAUGAUGAGGUGUUCGAAGAAGAGCCGUUGAGUCCAUCAGCUCGGCUGUUCCAUGAACCAAAUUUUAAUGUCUACAUCAUAGCCAUCAUGGGGAGCAAGACCAAAAUUCAGGUGGAUAUCGUCAAAGCCAACUUGGAGCACACUUUGCUUAAGCACCCUCGCUUCUCUAGUUUGCAGGUUGUGGAUGAUACAGGGGAUAUGAAAUGGGUUCGAACGAAGGUGGAUUUAGAGAAACACAUAAUAGUUCCUGAACUGAAUCCUGACAUGGAGUCAGGCGAUCAAUUUGUUGAAGAUUACGUCUUUAACCUCAGCAAAACCACCAUAGACAAGUCCCAGCCUCUCUGGGAUCUCCACCUCCUCAACGCGAAAACUUCAGAUUCAGAGGCCGUUGGUGUGUUCAGGAUCCACCACUCUCUAGGCGAUGGAACUUCUUUGAUUUCUCUUUUACUGGCGUGUACGCGAAAAAUAUCUGAUCCGGAGGCUUUGCCAACGGUUCCGGUGAAGAAGAAGAAGAAGCAAGAAAAGAGUAGCUCUUGGUGGCUGUGGCGGUGCUUCGUUGGGUUCUGGUGGGUUUGGCAGCUCCUUUGGCACACUGUCGUUGAUGUUUUCAUGUUUAUGUUAACGGCUUCCUUCCUCAAGGAUACCGAGACGCCUCUCAAGGGGCCAGAUCGCACUGAGUCCAGUCCUCGAAGAAUUAUUCACCGGACGGUCAGUUUGGACGACCUUAAGUUGGUGAAGAAUGCCAUGAACACGACCAUCAAUGAUGUCGCCCUAGGAGUCACUCAGGCUGGUCUAUCCCGUUAUCUCAACAGAAAAUAUGGUCAGGGUAAGAAAGCCGAGGAGGCAACUGAGACGAAAAACUUUCUUCCAAAGAAAAUUCGUCUCAGAUCAACUUUGCUCAUAAACAUAAGAACAUCUGUAGGAAUUGAGGCUUUGGCUGAUAUGAUGGAGAACGAUACUCAAGUCAAGUGGGGAAACUGGAUUGGGUAUGUCCUCCUCCCCUUCACCAUUGGAUUAAGGGACGAUCCAUUAGACUAUGUUCGUGAAGCCAAGGCCACCAUUGAUCGAAAGAAGCACUCCUUCGAAGCUAUUUACACUUUUUCCAUUGCCGAGUUGGUUCUCAAAUUGUUUGGCAUUAAGCGAGCAAGUGGUAUGUCUCACAGAAUCAUUACCCACACUACAAUGUGCUUCUCCAAUCUAGUCGGACCCCUUGAAGAAAUUGGUUUUUAUGGUCAUCCAAUGACUUACCUAGCUCCAAGUUCUUAUGGUCAACCACACGCAUUGAUGAUCAACUUCCAAAGCUAUGUCAACAAGAUGACCAUUGUUCUAUCAAUUGAUGAAAGCAUAAUUCCUGAUGCUUACCAGCUUUGUGACGAUAUAGUAGAUUCUCUUAAGCUCAUCAAGGAUGCCGUCAUAGCAAAAGGGCUCAUCAAGGAAGAUCAGAACAGAAAUUAAACCUGUUCUGAGAAUUCCACCUCAAUAAUGACUUUGAAUGUAGUACUGCACUACUGUUCAUUACAAAAUUUGUUAGUAAUUAUGACUUACCUUUCACAAGCUUUUUCUUUUUUAUUUCUCAGUUAAAGUUACACCAUAAUGUCGAUAAUGAUACAGUAUUGUGUGACUUCCGAAUAAGAGCUCUUGCCGCAUUCUUUUGAAAUCUUAAUUACCAUAUCCUACAAGUUAAAAGAGUGGCAAAGUUUUUUUUGCUAUUUGGUUACA